This is a messenger RNA of Plenodomus lingam JN3, 153 nucleotides long. The record is from RefSeq and is a predicted model, not a curated record. NCBI's taxonomy places the organism in Eukaryota, Fungi, Ascomycota, Dothideomycetes, Pleosporales, Leptosphaeriaceae.
AUGCCCCAUCCACCCCCAGAUUUCACCAAUUCUCAUCACCGACCCAACCUACCCAAACAGGCAAGUGGCACCAAAGUGUUGAUCGCAGCGAUCGCGGUACGGUGUUGCAACGGUGCCAUCGCAUCGCGCUAUCUUAGGGGUUGGGUCACGUGA